This is a messenger RNA of Habropoda laboriosa, 2575 nucleotides long. RefSeq names its product SCY1-like protein 2 (gene bma). Gene Ontology annotation, molecular function: ATP binding; protein kinase activity. Gene Ontology annotation, biological process: protein phosphorylation. NCBI's taxonomy places the organism in Eukaryota, Metazoa, Arthropoda, Insecta, Hymenoptera, Apidae. The transcript has 17 exons. The record is from RefSeq and is a predicted model, not a curated record. The annotation marks the transcript as partial.
CUUCCAAAUCCUUUGCAAAAUUUGUACGAGGUUGGAAAACAAUCGGCUACGGCAGGUCCUGAAAAUGCCUGGCGUAUAUACGACGCGUACACGAAAGCGGAUCGAAAGGAAGUUUCGAUAUUUUUCUUCGAUAAAAGAUCGGUCGAGAAGCUAUACAAGCCGAAGCGAAAGGAAACCGUCACGGAGAUUUUACGAAACGGCGCCCGGCAAAUGGAACGAUUCUCUCAUCCGAAGAUACUACAGGCAUACAAAGUGGAAGAGUGCGCGGAUAGUUUGGCGUUCGCCUCAGAGCCAGUUCUGGCUAGCCUCGCCAACGUUUUGGCCUACCAGGAACAACUAGCGAAUAAUCUCGGCCAAACGUCCCCUAACGUAACUAAACAAACUUCCUCGACUACCAGUCAUCACCGUACCUCUUACGCCAAGCAAUACGAGUUACUUGACAUCGAGAUCAAGUAUGGAUUGUUGCAGAUCACCGAGGCGCUCUUGUUCCUUCACGGACCCCACAAAAUUCUUCACAGAAACGUUUGCCCCGCGAGCAUUAUAAUCACCAAGAGAGGCACUUGGAAAUUAUCAGGGCUGGAGUUUAUCGAAAAAACGAACGAGAUGCCGAUAUCGUUGCAACCGUGGACAAAUCGUAUGCCGAAAAUGACGCAGCCAAAUCUCGAUUAUAUUGCUCCGGAAGUGCAACAAAAGAAAGUUGGAGGGUUUUACAGCGAUAUGUACAGCUUCGGUAUGACGAUGUGUGCGAUUUUCAAUCAAGGACGUCCGUUAAUUCAAGCGAAUCACAGUUGCUCCGAGUAUCUGAAACAACUAGAAAACCUCGAGGAACAAGUCGGUGUGAUGCUACCUCUAAUUCCGCUGCCGCUUCGAGAAGCUGUUUCUCGACUUUUACACCUUGAUCCAGAAAAGAGGCCGACCGUCCAAGUGUUAUCCAUGAUUAAAUAUUUCCAUGAUCCACCGGUGUUCGCGCUUCAAUUUCUCGACGUUAGUAAGAUGAAGGACGUGCUGCAGAAGGAGCAUUUCUAUACGACCACUUUAAAAGGGAUACUGCCUUACAUACCAAAGAAACUUUGGUAUCAGCAUAUUUGGACGUAUUUGCAAAACGAAUUGGAGAGCCAAGAAAUUCAAUCGGCUGUGUUGCAGCCGGUUCUGUACAUCGUACAAAACAGUACACAAGAGGAGUACGACCAAAUCGUGUUUCCGUCGUUGCGCUUGCUUUUCUCGAAUCGUCGAUCGAUUCACGGGACGGUCACGCUGCUGGAAAACUUGCAUUUAAUACUGAAGAAAACAUCGCGGGAAUACGUGGAGAGCGAGAUUCUUCCGAUGUUGUACACGUCCUUUGAAAAUUCCACCACUCAAGUCCAGACCGCAGCGUUUGUAGCUGUAUCGAACGUGACGGAAUACAUCGACGACGAAGCCGUGCGAAAUAUCGUGCUGCCGAAACUGCUUCAAGCGUUUGAAAAGAAUUCGGUAGAUUCCCGUGUGUUGAUGAACGUGAUCCCCUAUAUUUUAAAUCGGCUGGAAAAGCAGAAAAUCGUCGACUGUAUCUUACCGUUGCUAUCCAAUGUGAAACUACAAGAACCGGAGAUGAUCGUUCGUGUCGUACAGAUUUACAGAUUGAUGCUAACGGACAAGAAGUACGGACUCACCGUCAGCUGGAUGGCGACUCGAGCGAUGCCGUCUCUGCUACCUCAAACAAUCAAUACAGCACUCAAUCUCGAACAAUUCGAGAUACUUCUCAAGGUAUUACAAGAUAUGCUGAACUACAUCGAAAGGAAUCAGAGGAAUCAAUUGACGUUGGACAAUUGGUCGCUAUCGAGUCCGGAACGAUACCGAAGCUUACGGCAUCAACGUAGUACGGAUAGUAUGUGCGUACCAGCCUUCAAUAUACCGAAUUUACGCGUCGAGCAGCGUAAAACAUCCUCGGCUGAAGAUAUGGCUAGAAAGAACAGCAUAAGUCCGAUGUCAACUACGGCAUCGGCCGAAAACAUGGCGAGGAAUAACUCGAUGACGGCGAUGUUCAGAUGGUUCUCGUCCUCGAACAACGACAACAGCAAUUUCCUGAAAGUGGCCAACACCUUCACGAGUCGACGAUUAUCGGACAAUACUCUGAUGACACCGAAGAUACGGAUAGCACCGUCCUGCGAAAGUUCGCCCGGUGUGACACCUGGCGAUGGAUUACCGAUUCGACGUCACUCAAGCACCGGUCCGCAGGACCGACGAGGAUCCAGCAUCAAUUUAUCACCGCCAUUGGUAUCGUAUCCCCUUUCUUUCCGACGUGGUGGGAAUAGCUUACGAGGCCCGAGGCGUCCCUCCGUUUCUUCGACGUCCUCCCAGCAGGGCACCGGGUUGCUGCAGCAGGUUGGCUUCAGCAUGGUAAGACAACAACCUCCCAUCUGCCUCAACCUCAAUGGACCACCACAACCACCACAACCACCAACACUUUCUCCAUUACUCCAGCUACCGGGACAGUCUUCCCACUGACCCUCCGUUACAGCCUAAGCAUUCGCUGCCAUGUGCAUGUGUAUCCGAUGAUUUUUCAAAGACCAACCAACCAACCAACCAACCAACCAAC